Messenger RNA from Medioppia subpectinata, 3123 nucleotides. Lineage: Eukaryota; Metazoa; Arthropoda; Arachnida; Sarcoptiformes; Oppiidae. The record is from the annotation of a GenBank genome assembly.
AUGAGACACCGAAUUGAGAAUUUCGAUAACAGUUUGUCACAAACACAGACCACUAAUAGCGAUGGGUUUCCCAGCGAUUGGGAUCUGCAGUUCAUUUUGUUUACACGUAUCAAUCGAGACAAUCCCUCACUAACUAUACUGCCAUACAAUCCAACCGAUGAUAGCAUUAAGAUCACUGCAUUUGAUCCCAAAAAGCCUACCAAAUUUCUAGUCCACGGAUGGCUUAACAGCUACAAUAAAACGGACCAAAUGGGAGUGUAUUGGAUGAAAAAUGUGACUGAUUUUAUACUCAGCCAAACGGAUGGUAACGUGUUUUGUGUCGACUGGUCUAAAGUGGCCGGUGAUGUGCUGUAUUUCCCAGUGGUUCCCAAGACUCAAGUGGUCGGACAAAUGAUCGGCUAUUUUAUCAAUCGAUUAAUCGCUGCCACCGGUGUCUCAUUGAAUGACAUCCAUCUGAUUGGGCACAGUUUGGGCGCUCAUGUAGUGGGCUUUGCGGGUCAAUCACUACUUCCCAAUAAAGUGGCGCAGAUAUCAGGUCUGGACCCGGCGGGACCCGGUUAUGGCGAUGGGUCGCCACGACUCAGCAAAAACGACGCCCAACUCGUGGUCUGCACUCACACCUCGUCGGGCAUUGUCUACGAAGGAGACAUAAGUAUUACCGGAUUUCUGGGAAAUAAGGCUUCUUUAGGACACUAUGACUUCCGAGUGAACGGAGGUAAUUAUCAGCCUCAUUGUAACUUGCUCAGACAAGUGAAAACAGAUACAAUGUUAUUGAGUGCGCUAAAUAUCGAAAGUGAUCCUGAUCUUAUAGACGAUAUCUUGAAUCUAAUUGUGUGCUCCCAUAUAAUGGCUUACGUAUAUCCCGUUAUUGCGCCUCAAAAUGACUGUCAAUUCAUAGCUUACCGGUGCCCGACAUUACCCGACUAUGAAAAUGGAGAGUGCGCUGAAUUGGCACAACCCAUGCAAUUUGAUUUCGCAUAUUAUGAUAAUCCGGAUAAUAAACUAAACCAAACUUCAACACCAAAUGAGAUGUUCAUAGAAACGAGCGGUUCAUAUGAUUACUGUCAAUAUCAUUAUCAGAUUCUUAUGGAAGUGAGCCAAACACCACUUGUGGGUGAAAUUAUUGAGAUUACAAUUUAUGGCACCGAAACUAAAGUUACUUUCCAGACAACCUUGACUUUACUGAGCCCUGAGGGUCAGUAUAGUUACCUGUAUGUGUCCGACCGGCCAUUGGGAUCAGUUACGUCGGCCGAGACUCGGGCUAUUGGUUUGGGCGCCGCAAAGAUCAGUGUUAUUCACGUUAAUUAUAUGAGCGCUUUGGAUGUCAAUGUUCGCCAACAAAAGUCAUCCAAACUGUGCUAUAAAAGCAAAUCCAAUAAUUGUAAUGGUUUCCAAAUUGACAAUUUCAGUAAAAAUUUGGUACAAACGCAAAUUACUAAUAGCGAUGGGUUUCCCAGCGAUUGGGAUCUGCAGUUCAUUUUGUCUACUCGUCUCAAUCACGACAAUCCUUUACUAACUAUACUGCCAUACAAUGCGACCGAUGAUAGCAUUAAGAUCACUACAUUUGAUCCCAAAAAGCCCACCAAAUUCCUAGUCCACGGCUGGACGAGUGGAUACAAUAUUUCAGAUCUUAUUGGAGAAUAUUGGAUGAAAAAUGUGACUGAUUUCAUACUCAACGAAAUGGAUGCUAAUGUGAUUAGCGUCGACUGGUCUAAAGUGGCCGCUGAUCUCCUGUACUUACCAGUGGUUCCCAAGUCUCAAGUGGUCGGACAAAUGAUCGGCUAUUUUAUCAAUCGAUUAAUCGCUGCCACCGGUGUCUCAUUGAAUGACAUCCAUCUGAUUGGCCACAGUAUGGGCGCACAUGUGGUGGGCUUUGCGGGUCAAUCAUUACUUCCCAAUAAAGUGGCGCAGAUAUCAGGUCUGGACCCGGCGGGACCCGGUUAUGGCGAUGGGUCGCCCCGACUCAGCAAAAACGACGCUCAACUUGUAGUUUGCACUCACACCUCGUCGGGCAUUGUCUACCAAGGAGACAUAAGUAUUACCGGAUUUCUGGGAAAUAAGGCCUCUUUAGGACACUAUGACUUCCGAGUGAACGGAGGUAACUUUCAGCCAGCAUGCAACUUUCUCAAACUAAUUAAAACAGACUUAUUACCGAGUAAUAUAAAAAAUGUUUCAGAUAAUGUUCAAUAUUUAAUAUUCUGUUCCCAUGAGAUGGCCUACAGAUACCCGGUUAUUGUGCCUCAAGAUAGCUGUCAAUUUAUAGCCUAUCGGUGCCCGACAUUACCCGAAUAUGAACAGGGCAAAUGUGCACAACUGCCACAACCCAUGCAAUUUGAUUUUGCAUAUUAUGAUAAUCCGGACAAUAAACUAAACCAAACUUCAACACCAAAUGAGAUGUUCAUAGAAACGAGCGGUUCAUAUGAUUACUGUCAAUAUCAUUAUCAGAUUCUGAUGGAAGUGAGUCAAACACCACUUGUGGGCGAGAUUAUUGAGAUUACACUUUAUGGCACCGAAACGAACGCCACUUUUCAAAUAACUCUCACUUUAUUGAGUCCUGAGGGCAAUUAUAGUCACCUGUAUGUGUCCGACCGGCCAUUGGGAUCAGUUACGUCGGCCAAGACUCGGGCUAUUAGUUUGGGCACCGGAAAGAUCAGUGCUAUUCGUGUUAAUUAUAUGAGCGCUUUGGACGUCAAUGUUCGCCAACAAAAGUCAUCCAAACUGUGCUAUAAAAGCAAAUCCAAUGACAAUGAUAGCAAUAAAUAUCCAACCGAUUGGGAUCUGCAGUUCAUUUUGUUCACUCGUCUCAAUCGAGACAAUCCCUCACUAACUAUACUGCCAUACAAUCCAACCGAUGAUAGCAUUAAGAUCACUACAUUUGAUCCCAAUAAAAGGACCAAAUUUCUGGCCCACGGCUGGACGAGUGGAUUCAAUAUAUCGGAUGUCACGGGACGACACUGGAUGAAAAACGCGACUGAUUUCAUACUCAGCCAAAUGGAUGGUAACGUGUUUUGUGUCGACUGGUCUAAAGUGGCCGCUGAUGUGCUGUACUUCCCAGUGGUUCCCAAGACACAAGUGGUCGGACAAAUGAUCGGAUAUUUUAUCAAUCGGUUAAUCGCUGCCACC